Molecule: messenger RNA, 780 nt
Organism: Ilex paraguariensis (yerba mate)
Lineage: Eukaryota; Viridiplantae; Streptophyta; Magnoliopsida; Aquifoliales; Aquifoliaceae
Source: the annotation of a GenBank genome assembly
AUGGGGGACAUAGCAACAUUGGCUAAGGCAAGAAGGGAGCUAGAAGACCUGUAUCUAGGAGUCCCCGAUGAUUCGGUGAACCUCACCUUUCAAGACCUUGCUCAAGUGCAGCAACAACAAAUCAUCUCUUUGGAAAAGAAAAAGUCUGCCAAAAUCGAGUUCAUUUCUCAGGUGAACCCAAAGAAAGAAGGGUCACUAUCAUCAACAUCACCACCAAUACCCACACUCCCAAGCCUAAACUUCAACUCAGGCUUACAAGCAUCCUCGAAUCAAUAUAAUCACCACCAUGUUCUCAAUGUUGUUGUUUCACCUAGGAAUCGUCGAAGUCAUCCCGUUAACGAAAAUGGCCUGCACAUGUCCCGAGGCCAUCAUCUCGUUAACAGAGAGACUCACGAUGGUGACUAUGUGCACCAUCGUGAUCACACGGGUGCACAUGGUCACCAUCAUGAACAUCAAGCAAGUCUAUUAGGUUUUAGACCUGCAUUUGAGAGUAGCGUGGUUUAUGAUGACAUAAGUCACUUGAGCGGCACGAGCAUGGCUUCCAAGAAACCUACUCUAGAGAGAGGAGGACGACGGCGACAAGGGAUUCCUCACUCUAACAUAUGCACCAUUUGCAGUACCUACACCUAUAUUUUCCGACAUCUGGUCUGUGGAAGAGCCUAUUGCAGGUACUGUGUGAGCGUAGGCAUGGAGGAGAUGACAGAAGGAAGAAAAUGUAUCGAGUGCUUAGGGAAAAAAUUCAGCCAAAGGCCGGCAAAGCGCGUGGGCACCACAACUUAG